Molecule: messenger RNA, 3991 nt
Organism: Ornithorhynchus anatinus (platypus)
Lineage: Eukaryota; Metazoa; Chordata; Mammalia; Monotremata; Ornithorhynchidae
Gene: TC2N
Product: tandem C2 domains, nuclear
Exons: 13
Coding region: 189-1661 (490 amino acids)
Cellular component (GO): nucleus
Source: RefSeq, a predicted model, not a curated record
UUGGCCGAUCGGCUGAGGUUAUUGAAGCCGGCUGGCGGCCACGGGGACUCGAAGCUCUCCUGGUCAGAAAUGCAAGACUAGAGAGAAAAAAUGAGUCCUUCCCACACCAUGAUGCCUGUUCCGUUUGGAGAUUAAUGGUUACCAUAAGAGCUUUAUUUUUAUUACUUUGAUAUCGGACAUUAAAAGUGAUGGCAACCGAAUUUAUAAAAAGCUGUUGCAGGGGAUGUUUCUAUGGUGAGACGGAAGACAACAAUUCAUCCAUGGAAAGAGAGUCUAAAGCAGCAGCCAAAAAUGGACCAAGCGCAACAUGUCUACCUCCAAUGUCUUCUGUGUCAGUGAAGUGUCAAGUUGCCUGUUCAGAGGAUUAUCUCCUUUCCAAAUUGCCAUCUGAUGGCAAAGAAGUGCCUUUUGUGGUUCCCAACCUUAAACUAGCUUAUAUACAGCCCCAAUCUCAAGAAACCACGUCACACCCAGAGGAACUUGAAGGUUCUAUCAGAGCGUCUUUUGAAGACAGAAAGACAGAACUUUCCAAUUUAUCUCUGCAUGGCUUCAAUAAUGAUGUGGUAAAUAAUCCAAUCUACAUGCAUCGGCAUAUUUCGCCAGACCUGAUUAGACGUUUCCCUCCUAAUCCAGCCACAGUGAGACUAUAUGGAUCAGUUUGUGACUUAAGGAGCCCCAAAAUUCCUACUUCUUCAGGGCUGAGCAAUUCUAUGUUCGAUCUCACAGGCUCACCUCAGAAGUUCGUGCAGAGUUAUGAUUCAUUGUCCAGUGUACCCAGCAGUCCCUCAUCAAGAAAGAAUUCACAAGGGAGUUCUCGGAGCCUAGAUACAAUUGCAUUAUCAGGGGAUGAAAGAGAUUUUGGAAGAUUGAAUGUAAAGUUAUCUUACUGUUCUUCAGUAGAACAAAUUUGGAUCACACUUUUACAGUUCAGGGAUCUGAAUUGGCCUUCUAGUUCUGGAGAGAAUCCUACUGUCUCUAUAAAAGGGAUCUUAACUCUUCCUAAACCAGUACAGUUUAAGUCUUCAGCCAAAGAUGGAUCCAAACAUAUUGAAUUUAUGGAAACCUUUGUAUUUGCAAUCAAGCUCCAAAAUCUACAAACAGUAAGGCUAGUGUUUAAAAUCCAAACCCAGACUCCCAGAAAGAAGACCAUUGGAGAAUGUUCUCUGUCCCUCAGAGAGCUCAGCACCCAGGAAAAGGACUAUUGGCUAGAUGUAACACCACCUUCAAAAGUUUCAGUGUGUCAUGCAGAACUUAAAGUAGGAACUUGUUUCCAAGCAAUAAACAGCAGAAUUCAGUUACAAAUUCUUGAGGCACAUCAUCUCCCAAGCUUGCCAAAACCUCUUACUUUGAAUUUCUUUGUGAAGGUGGCAAUGUUUGGCUCAGGAGAGUUGAUUUACAAGAAAAAAACUCAUCUACUCAAGUCCACUAAUGGAAGCGUGAAAUGGGGAGAAACAAUGAUUUUUCCUCUAACACAAAAUGAAAAAGGAAUUAAUUUUCUCUUAAAGCUCUAUGGCAGGAGUUCAGUAAGGAGGAAACACUUCGUGGGGCAGAUUUGGAUAAGUGAUGAAAGUAACAGUGUUGAAGCCGCAGACCAGUGGAAAGAAACCAUCACAAAUCCAGAAAAGGUUGUCAUCAAGUGGCACAAGUUAAAUCCAUCUUGAAGAUAUUAGGGAUUCUCUUCAUCAUGAACUUUGGAUCCCUAUAGAAGACUUUAUGCAUUUUAAUAUAAGACCAGUAAGGGUCGGGAAAAUCAGUGGUGCUUUUUAGGUGGCCAGUAAUUGUCACAUGUAGUGAGUAUGAAAAACAAUAUGAUUGUUUCCAGAAAACAAAAAGGAGGAUACUCUUUCAGAGUUGAAAUGUUACAGAACUAUUAGAUAAUAAAAUUACCUAGUAACACGAAUCCCAAAUCAAGUAGAACACUGAACACAGUCAUGGCUGCAGUUGGUUUGUGGUUUUUAUGAAGCUUUAAUCACAUUUUCAAAGUCUCACAUUAGAAUCUGAUAGUACUGCUAAGAGUUGGAAGACUUUUGCUGCUGAAUAGUUUAGUGAUCGUAAUCACUUGGCCCUGUCUUGGCAUCAUUGAAUAUAUCCAGCUAUAUUUUUUUUCUUCAAAUGGUUUGAAUUCAUCAAAACACCAAAAGUGUCUAGCUAAGUACUUUCCUCCUUCAUUUUUCAAGUCCUCUGUAUUUAAAGGAAAUGUGAUCCAUAUGUUUUUAUUCAUUUACCCACAACUCAUCGAACUGCUUCUCUGCAAGAGUUAUUUGAUAGCCAAGAAGCUUAAUGAACCUUUUAGAGCCCUUUUCCCCCUUAGAAACAGGAAGCUGUGUUUUGCCUGAAAUAAACUAAGUUGAUCCCCAGCUGGUUAGAGUUCAGUUGACAAAUCAAAACCCAUGGAGUGGAUUCAGUUGGUCAAAUGUUUUCUCCUUCGUCCAUCAAGUAUUUGAUUAUUCAUUUUUAGCAUGUUCAUAUGAGGUCAUUCAUUCAGUCAUAUUUAUUGAGCAUUACUAUGUGCAGAACACUGUACUAAGCUUUUGGAAAGUACAAUUCAACAGUAGAGACAAUCCCUACCCAACAACGGGCUCAUAGACUAGAAAAUGGGCUCAUAGAUCAGCACCCGUACGGCCUUCUCUCUUUAACCCAGAGACAUAACCUUAAGUGGAAAAGCUCAGUAUUUCAUGUGGGCCAUUGGGUUUCUUUUUUAAAAAUAUAAAUAAUUUCUUUUUCAAUUUAGACAAGCAUAUUUUCCUACACUUCUCAGCAAAGAGGCCUAAUUCUUCUAAACAACAAGUAAAUAUUUACUGUUGGAACUUUUGUGAAAUGUUCACUAGAAUUUCAUAUGUGUGGUGCAGCUCUUCAAAACUGAGGCUUCCAACGGCGCUUGCCUACUCUUUCAUGUUUAGUACAGUAACGUUGCUGGGAACAAUGAUUCUGGAAAAACUCUAAACUUUAUUUCUUGCCAGUUUGUAAUCCAAAUGCUUUGCAGUCUUUUAAAUUUGAUCUAUUUUUAUUUUUAUUACCAUGAUGGACAUUGGAGAAAACUAGACAAAAUGAAUACUCCUCCACUCAGUGCUCCUGCCUCCACACCCACUGUCACAUUCUUUCAUCUAGCUCAGAUCAAAAAAUCCCUAGAAUUAUCACCCCCAUCCCUGUAUUCAUAUUUCCUCGCUCCAUUAAAACUCCCUUUCCAGCACCUCUCAACAGACAACACAUGCUCAGACACCCUACCUCCUCCUUUACCUCUCACUGUCUGCCCAAAUUCCUUCGUUUCCAUCUUCGGUGAGGAAGAGAGUUUAGAGAGGGGAAACCAUGUUACUGACUCUGUGAGGAUAAAGACUCCAAGCAGUUUUAAAAUUGUUUUUUAAAAGCUCUAAUGGAAAUGGUAGUAUGAUGGGCUGUGCUUAUUUUGCCGGGCAUGUAGAACUAACCCUGUGAUGAAGAAUUCAUAUCUUUUUUUCACUGAGAAAGUAGAACUACUUUUAAAUUAGUUGACACCAUAGAAAAUUGGUACUUGGGUAAGAUAUGAAAUAGCACAUUGUAUUGAAAUGUAUUGAAAUGCUCCUAGUGCUUUAUUUUAGCUUUACUCUCUUGUCCAGUGCUUUUGCUUUUAAUCUUUCCAAUGUAUUUUUGAAUUCUGAGCUAUAUGUAUUAUUUUAACAUUCUUGCACAAAUCAGAGCUGAAGAUUUAUGGAAAGUUUUUUUAACAUUUAGAGUAUCUAACAUCAAUGCUGCCUCUAUGGCUGCUUGAGUGCCUCUAUUUCAAAUCACUUUUUACUCUGAACCCUUUCAGUAGGAGUGAUACUUGAUAUUCCCGAGUUCUUCUGUGUUUCAAUUUUUAAAGAGAGCAGGACAAAAGAGCUUCCAAAAAUAUAUAGUAUUAAUUUGCAAAUGAACAUUAUAUAAAUGCACUCCAUCAUCAGACCGAGAAACCACAAACUGUGGAGAUCACCAGUAUAUCAAAACAUUUUCUUCUAAAUAAAUAUCUAAACUUAAA